AGCCGUUACAACAACAACAAAGAGCGCCUCUUUCUCAAUUCUCUUCCUUCAUUAUCGUUUCAUUUUGUUUUCCCCAAAAUUCAAUUCAAUCCAAUUCUCUUUCACAUUCACUCAAAUUUCAAUCUUUCAUAACUUUUCAAAUACCCUUUUAAAAACCGAUCAAAUCGGUGUAACUUUUCUGCCAAAAAUCAAUGACUCCACAGAAACCCUCACACUCCCAAAUUGAAAAUAUAAACCCUAAUUCAUCACAUCGAAACGUACUUCAAAAAUCAUCGAACAAAAUCAAUUGUGUUAAUAUUGUUUCGCCUCAGAAUCGAAUUCGUCAGAGAAAGUUUAUUGUUGCAAAGAAGAAGAAUAAUCAUGAAAAUGUUAGGAAAACGGUUUUGUGCAAGUGUAAGGAAAACAGUGAUGGUGGUAAGUGUGUUUGUGAAGCUUAUGAAAAUUUAAGGGCUUCCCAAGAAGGGUUUUUUGUUAAAGAUAAAAUUUUUGAUGAUGAUGGUGAAGAGAAAAGUGAAGAAGAAAAAGCUGAAAGUGUUCUUGAAGAAGUGAUUGAAGCAAAUUUGAUUAUUCAUGAUGUUGGAAAUGAGGAGAGAAAAUUAGAUGAUGAUGAAGAAGAGAAUGACGAAAAAGGAAUCGGAGAAGAAAAAGAUGAAAAGGGUAGUUGUAGUUCUAUGGUGAAACGUCGGAGGGAGAAAGUAUUGGAAGAGGCGAGAAAUAGCGUUCCGGAAAAUGGGAAAGUAAUGCAUUUGGUUAAGGCUUUUGAGAGGCUUCUUAGUAUAAAUAGUUAUAAGGAGAAAGAGAAGAAUGAGAAUGAAGAAGAUGAUAAGAAGAAUAAGGUGAUGAAAUGGGCAUUACCAGGAUUGCAAUUGCAAAAGCCGGUUAAGGAUGAUGAACAAUCUGAAUUUUCUGGUUGUUGUGAUGAUGAGAGUUUGUUUAAUUGUACUUUGACAUCUGAACAACUUGGAUUGGAUAAAAAGAGUUCAGUUUCAUCUUCUUGGGAAUGUGGAAGUAGAAGAAGUGUGUGUAGCAGGAAUUCUUCUGGUGGUAGAAGAAGCAGAAGAAAUAGCUUUGAAUCAUCUAGUACUAUUGGAGGAAGGAUGUGGAAGAAAAAGCAGAAGCUAAAAGUCACUAGCCAGAAACCAUUCAAGCUAAGGACUGAGCAAAGGGGAAAGAUGAAAGAGGAACAAUUGAUGAAGAAGGUAAAAGAGAUUUUGACAGAAGAAGAGAAGAUGAGAAUACCUAUUGCACAAGGUCUUCCAUGGACAAUCGAUGAACCUGAGUGUUUGAUAAAACCUCCGGUGAAAGAAAGCACAAAGCCUAUUGAUGUGAAGCUUCAUAGUGAUAUGAGGGCAAUUGGUCGCGCUGAAUUUGAUCAACAGGUAGCGGAAAAAUUGAGUUUGAUAGAACAACAAAAAAUGGAAAUGGAAAGACAACAAAAGUUGGCUGAAGAGGAAGAAAUUCGGAGAUUGAGGAAGGAACUUAUUCCUAAAGCGCAACCAAUGCCUUAUUUCGACAGACCGUUUAUUCCAAGGAGGUCAAUGAAGAAUCCAACUAUACCAAAAGAACCAAAGUUUCACAUACCUCACCAUAAGAAGAUCAAGUGUUUGUCACUGAAUGAAAUGAGAUCAUACUCAUCAUACUUCAACUGAGAUUUAAGAGAUCUUUUUGGUGAUGAGAAUGUUGAUGAAGAAAAAUAUUCAAUCUGUAUAUGGACAAGCAAUAUUUUUUUUUUUUAAGAAUAUGGACAAGCAAUAUUAGUUGCAAAUUUUGGUGUUGCCUUUGAUCAAUUGUAGUGCAAUAAUUCUUUGUACUGGUUGCAAAUCUUCUUUUCAUAGGAAUGAAAUGAUGUUAUUAA
Messenger RNA from Trifolium pratense (red clover), 1855 nucleotides. RefSeq names its product protein WVD2-like 4. Gene Ontology annotation, molecular function: protein kinase activator activity; microtubule binding. Gene Ontology annotation, cellular component: mitotic spindle; nuclear microtubule. The record is from RefSeq and is a predicted model, not a curated record. The transcript has 8 exons. Bases 192 to 1649 code for a protein of 485 amino acids. Lineage: Eukaryota; Viridiplantae; Streptophyta; Magnoliopsida; Fabales; Fabaceae. Gene Ontology annotation, biological process: mitotic spindle assembly; activation of protein kinase activity; regulation of mitotic spindle organization.